Messenger RNA from Penicillium cosmopolitanum, 1284 nucleotides. RefSeq names its product RNA-binding protein. Gene Ontology annotation, molecular function: RNA binding. The record is from RefSeq and is a predicted model, not a curated record. The coding region runs from base 1 to 1284 and encodes 427 amino acids. Gene Ontology annotation, cellular component: nucleus. Lineage: Eukaryota; Fungi; Ascomycota; Eurotiomycetes; Eurotiales; Aspergillaceae. The transcript is spliced from 2 exons.
AUGAUGUCCGACUCACAAAGAGAUGGCGGGUCCACGCGUGGCAAUGAUCGGGGACGUGGCCGUGGCCGUGGUGCCUUCGGCGGACGAGGACGCGGCCGGUCCGAUUUCUCGUCUGCAGGACCAAACGAGGACCGAUCUAUCACGACAAUUGUCGUGGAACAAAUCCCGGACGACAAGUUCUCCGAAGAGGCAGUGCGCGAGUUUUUCUCUCAAUUCGGCAACAUCACGGAGGUGACGUUGCAACCGUACAAAAAGAUCGCCUUGGUCAAGUUUGAAACCUUCGCGGAGGCCAAGCAGGCCUGGUCCAGUCCGAAGGUGAUCUUCGACAACCGCUUUGUAAAGGUCUACUGGCAUAAACCCAAGCGUGACGAGAGGAACGGCGAGAAUAAGCCCGAAGAGCCCGCAUUCAACCAAGAGGAGUUUGAGAAGCAACAGCAGGAGGCGCAAAAAUCGCAUGAGGAGCGAAUGAAGAAGAGGCAAGAAGCCGAAGAAGCCAAGCAAGCUCUCGAGCGCCAGCGUGACGAACUCAUGAAAAAGCAGCAGGAAGAAAAAUCACGUCUUCUCCAGCGAUUGGGCGUUGCGCCAAGUAACGGCAGUGAAGGCGCAGAGGAAGAUUCCAGCAUGCAGGUUGAGGACGAGAAUGUGAGCGAUGAAACUAAGAAGCUCCGCGCACAGUUAGCUGCCCUCGAAGCUGAAGCUCAGACCCUCGGUCUUGACGCUAAUGCUGACGCUUCAUUCGGUCGUGGUGGUUAUCGUGGCCGCGGGGGCUUCCGUGGCCGAGGCGGAUACCGCGGACGUGGAACCUACGAUCCUUCAUACCGGGGUGGAUAUCGUGGCCGAGGUGGAUUUGCUCCUCGUGGCCGCGGAGGUGUAUUGCGUUUAGACAACCGACCUCGACGAGUUGCCGUAUCAGGCGUGUCACUGCAUUCGGAGAAAGACGAAGCCCUGCGACAGCAUCUAAUGGGCGUUGGCGACUACGAAUCUAUAGAGUCGAACCCCGGCCAAUCUGAUUCCGUCGUCGUGGCAUUCAAAGAGCGAUACCAGGCCGAGAAGUUCAUGUUCAGUCCCUGGUCUCUCACCUCCUCUGGUGAAGCCCAGCUUUCAUGGCUUCCCAACCUACCGGUCGCCAAUCCCACAUCUGGUCCAACAGCAGAGUCAAAGAAUGGCGGCGGUGAUGACGAGCAAGACGUGAUGAUGGACUCGACUCCGACGGUGAGCGCGCCACCACCGCGCAAAGAGAACAACGAGAUGGAUUACGACGUGGCCGAGGACGAAAGCUGGUGA